Molecule: messenger RNA, 726 nt
Organism: Ctenocephalides felis (cat flea)
Lineage: Eukaryota; Metazoa; Arthropoda; Insecta; Siphonaptera; Pulicidae
Product: zwei Ig domain protein zig-8-like
Exons: 6
Coding region: 1-726 (241 amino acids)
Biological process (GO): synapse organization
Cellular component (GO): neuron projection membrane
Source: RefSeq, a predicted model, not a curated record
AUGGACUUCUUUUUAGAGGUUGUAAGUUCUAUUCCUGAUUUGGACAUAGAUAGAGUAUCUUGGAUACGAAAAAGAGAUCUGCACAUUUUGACAGCAGGAAUAUAUACUUAUACAUCUGAUCAGAGAUUUCAGGUCAUCCGACCGGAAAAAUCAGAGAAUUGGACUCUGCAAAUAAAAUUUCCUCAACAGAGGGAUGCUGGCAUCUACGAGUGUCAAGUCAACACGGAGCCAAAAAUGUCCAUCGCAUUCAGACUCAACGUGAUAGAAGCAAAAGCUAGAAUUCUCGGUCCAACGGAUUUAUACGUUAAAACGGGCAGUGCAGUUACACUCACAUGUGUCAUAAGCCAAGGUCCUCAUGAUUUAGGAACAAUGUACUGGUACAGAGGUCCUAAUAUAAUAGAAGAAACUGUUCCACAUCCGAACGAUCUUGAUACUACCGCUCGGGUAAGCGUUACCACUGAAUGGACGGACGGCUUGACAUCGAGACUCGUUAUUUCCAGGGCGCAAGCGUCUGAUUCAGGAAACUAUAGCUGUAUACCGACAAUAGCUGCGCCAGCCAGCGUUAAUGUACACGUCAUUAACGGAGAACAUCCUGCAGCGAUGCAGCAUGGCAAUAAGAGUGCCGCUUCGCCGACGCUCGCAUUGUCGCUGUCUUUAUCCCUGCACUGUGCACUGGCGUUGCUCUGUUCGCAUUUCGGCAGCUCCACCAGUACCAAUUGGAGAUGA